UUCAAAGAUCCUUUUUAAGGCCGAGAAAGUUAGAAGAGAAGAGACAGUUCCUCGCGUGCUUUGAUCGUUGUUCGUAAAAUCUGCGAUUUUCAACCAAGCCGCGCACAGGCAUACGCCGAACAGAAUGAGGCUUAUCAUAGCAUCAAUUGUCCUAACUGCCUUCAUCGCCACAGUCCAUUGUGCCGCUUCAAUUUUUGAGACUGAGGCCUCAACUGCUACGACAGAUGAGGUUCCUCAGUCAACUGAGGCUCCUACAACUGUGACUCCCACACCUGGGAACGAUACCUCGCCCGUUGGAAGAGUAGCUUCGAAUGUCUGCAACAAUUAUCUUCUGGACCUCUUCAUAACCGCACUGCUCAAUCUAUUUCCCGAAAACUUAAACGAAUCUAUUGGAUCCGUCAUCAGCAUUAUUGUUCACAACGAUGUUCCUAACAAAGACUUCUUUCUUGAACUCAGUAUUUUGGACAUUAAACUCACACUCAUAAGCAAUAAAACUGAGCUGUCACUCUCUGUGGCCAGGGGCAAUAAGAAACUUUACGCUGGGACUAUUGGUCUCAAAAAAUUUUGCGAUCAUCUGAAAGAUUCUGUCGUCCAACAAAUUUUACAGGGUACUCAAGUGAAUGCGACAGUUUCAUCAUAAAGAACGUGGACUGAGGAGAUAGGUUUUUUCCCCAUUCUUCUUAAAAAACAUUAACGAGGGACAUGACUCGGAGAAAAUGCGCGGAGCUGACGGCCUAGCUCGCCAGGCGCCGCUGUAGAUAAAAUCGUCAUAAUCUGUGUCACACACAUUACAUUAUUUCGUUAUUCAGACGAAAAGAAGUGACUGCAUUACAACUGUUCAAUUUUUUUUGUUGUAGACUGAAAUUUUGUUAGGUAGUUUGAACUGAAAGUUACGCUUAUUUUUCUUCUAAUUGCGUCUGCGCAAAAAUCAGCAACAUUUUUUACACAAACCGCGCAUUCGUAUAUUUGUAAAGAAUUUUCUAUUAAAAGAGAUGGAGUCAUGUUCCUUCAACUACUUAACUUGCCGUUCAAUUUAUUCUAUCAUUUUUUGGAGGAAUGUGAUCUGAAUAGAGCGCAUAUAGUACAAAAUUUCUUUUUGUCCAUCCACAUACAAGGAGAUGAAAAAGCUGGAUAUUAAAUUUAAUCUAACGGUAGAAAGCCACCUAACUAAGGAUGUUUUUUUAAUUGGACUGUAUUUUCACAUAAAGGAGCCAACCUAAUUAAGUGUUUUUAAAAUCGCGCAACUUUUCCUGUGCUUACAUACUAAUAAUAUGUACAGUAACGGAAACGCGAUUAUUUUACUUUAAAAAUAACAAAGGGGGGGAUUGGUCAAAAAUUAUUUGCUAUGUAAGGCGUAAUUUUUUUCAAAUAAAGACGAAGGCACAGUAUUUUACAACAUAAUGAUCGAGUAGGUUCCCUUAUGUUAAAUGCGAGCCAAUUUAUAUGAGUAGACUUUAAUGACUGACGCUCAUGCAAUGGGCACGGCAAAUUACUGGAUGAUGGUGACGUACACAGCAAAAUGGACAUAACAUAAUGUAAAUAUGAUCACAAAAAUCAUGUUCCAGACUAUGAAUAAUUUUUUUACCACACCUUUGCGUCAGCAAAGCAAAUUUUUCCGUGAGUUUUGACAGUUGAAAAACGGCCAAAAGUAUUUUACACAAUGAGAAUAACCGUAAGGGUGUGUGUGUGAGUUUGUGACUAUUCCAAAAUUUUCUGACACAUGAAGAAAGUAGAUGACCUAAGCGAUAAUGGUCAGAAAUUUUUAGAUGAGGUACAGAGAGACUGAAUUGAACAAUUAUUUCCAUCAUAAACACAUAUUUUAAAUCCUUGAUUUUUCUGUUUUACGGAAGUUGUGCGAAACCCGACGGUUUUGUGUGAGAAGAUGUACAAUGACGGUACAGGUACACAAAAACGAAUCUUUCGAUUGGAUCUGCUUUUUAAUAAAUUAGUUAGUUAUUUAUUUCUAUUAACUUAAUGAGUGGUACGUUUAAGUUUGAAAAUAUGUUAGUUAACACACUAAAAUAUUUUUUUGUUGUCUUUGCACCACAGUGAGAAUUAUACCGAAGAAAUAUGGUCUUAUCAUUACAAGCAACCUUGUUAGGUAUUUUUUAUCCACGUGACUUCCUCGUAUUCGUCGUAAACUGUUAUUAUCCGGAAGAGACUUCUGUUACAAUACUUAAGAGUCUUGUUUCAAUGAUGAGAGGUUUUGUAAUGGUAAUAUAUUUCCUGAAAUGACACUUUUGCUUGGAUAAAAAAAGACCAAAGAUUAAAAUAGUACUUGUAAUUGUAUGAAGUUGUUUUUCUCCAGUAGUAAGUCAAUUGUGAUCCGUGAUCAGUAUUUCAAAAACAUCAAAUGACAGUUUAAUGGUAGUCAAAAAAAUUGAAAUUGAAGCUGCAUUUUCAAGCAACGUAUCUACGAAGUUCAUUGUUAUGGUUCCUCCAAUUCAUACAUUUUUUCGAGGGAACAAAAACUUUCUUGAGAACAAGUUUCACUGAAAUCUUUUAAUUUACAAAACGGUUAAUUAUUCUACAGGAUUUUUUAUGGAAUUCAAAAUCGUGUCAUGUCAUACUAAUAAAAUUUACAUUUGUUCAAACUAAAUUAGUAAAUAAAUAUCCAAGUUAUUAGUUUAGCAUUCUAGGUCAUAAUCGAGGGGCUUGGAGGACAAGGCGCAUAAGUGCAGUUUUUGAAAAAAUUGAGAUUUCAAUGAUUUCGAGUGAAACUAGUCUCAAGGCAUAGACUAAGAAAAAUUCGCUCCGAAAUUCUACUUUUUAAGCACUAAAAAGUCAGUUGGAACUUUCUUUCUGCCACGAGGCUCCACAUAAUUUCGAAACUUUAAACAUGUGUUUCUUUAAAUAUCAAAAACUGCACUUAUGCGCCUUGCCCUCCCAGCCCCUCAAUUAAUAUCUAUUUUUUCGUUAGUCUUGUAGCUACACCGCAAAUUUUCUGACUUAUGUCACAAACUUGUCAACGCUUGAUGAAUGACUUCUAAAUUACAUUGUAAUAUUUAUGAAAAAAUAUUUUUAUUGAAAAAA
Bemisia tabaci is the source of this 3033-nucleotide messenger RNA. RefSeq lists its product as uncharacterized. NCBI's taxonomy places the organism in Eukaryota, Metazoa, Arthropoda, Insecta, Hemiptera, Aleyrodidae. The record is from RefSeq and is a predicted model, not a curated record.